CACCCAGUACCCCAGGCCUGGGAGCCCCGGGGCGGUGCGCGCGACGAAAGCCAUGCGCGGUCCCGGUGAGAGCAGCGAGUGGGGCCGCGAACCCGAGGCCAGCAGACUUCCCGCUGCGGACCAGAGACAGAGUCCGUGAGGAGCGGGGAGCCGAGCAUGAUUUCCCGGUACAGCAGGCGGCCGGUGGCGCACAGCCUUGAGAUUCGCGGGUUGUCCCGGAACACCCUAGAACAUCACCCUCUGCCAGAUGAGGUGGAGGACUCCCUGCCUCAGUACCUCCUCCAUGACCUUCCUGAGGCAGCCUCCACCUGCGACAGCUCGGAGGCAUCUGACACGUGCAGGAGGUUGCGAUGCCCGACGGACAGCACAGACGACACCACGAGGUCAUGGUCGGGGAUCCAGAGCUACACAGGAACGGGAAUCUCCACAGAGAGGAGCUCCGUGUUCUCUUGGGGCUAUGAUGAGUUUGACAAGGCGGCGUCACGCCAGGUGCAGCGGCUAUUUGAGGAGAUCGACAAGGAGCUGUACGAGGGCCAGGGCGGCGGGCGGCUCCAGGGACUGCAGGACGAGUGUGAGCUGUGGGCAUCCAGAUUCCCUCACCUGCGGAUCCUGGGCACUCAGCUGGUGUGUCCCACUGAUGAUGGCUUCCAAUGGUUUGCUGCUACGGGGAAGGGGAGCCCUGCGGACAAAGAAGGCAAGAACAAGACAAGCGUUGAGCUGAGUGUGUUUGGGAGAAAGGCAGCUCUGUCCAGGCUGUGUGCUGAGACUGAGCUCCCCUGCUCUGGUGAGGACCGGCCUGGUGUCUUGGAGGCUGAGGGGCUGGUGGAGGAGUAUCUGGCCUUUGACUGCCGGGAUCUGGAUGAGGAGUGGGUCCGACAGUGCCCAGGGGAUAGCCGACGGCACUGCAUCCUGCCACCCGUCUCUCCAUAUUGCUGCCAGAGGCAGGCUGUGCUGGACCUGCUCUUUGAUGAUGUGUGGCAGGAGCUCGUGGGCUGGAUGGAGGAGCUGGUGCGCAGACACUGGGAGGGCUGCGUCUCUGAUGAGGAGAAGAACAUGGUGAGCUUCAGCCCGCUGCAGACAGAGACGAACGACUCCUUCCUGAUGCUUUCUCCUCUGCCCACGGUCUUACCCAAGUUGGGCCAGGCCCGGGUGCCCCAGCUGACCUCCGCUCUCCAGCCACAGAGCACAAGGUCACGGGGCUCAAAGCACAAGUCCAGGCGGAAAUCCAAAAAGCAGAGAAAGCCUCCCGCUUCCAGUAGAAUCCCUGUGGGGGCACCGGUGACCCAAUGCAGCCUCAAUGACCUCAUUGUCAUCCAUGGAAUCCCCCUCCAGCAGAGGAACCUGGGAGCCCUGGCUGACAAAGCACAUUCUGAAAAAGAUGGCGAAGAGAGGAUAUCCCAUCGGCCGGGUUCGAGUGUGGUCACCACUGGCAAGUCGAGGCCGCGCCGACCCCUGGAGCAGAGCUCAUCCUCGCUGUCACGGCCCCUUCAGUCGGCUCGCCGUCGCAACCCCCCCUCGCGCACUCUGCUGCCCCCGGUGAACAGCUUGUCUCAGUCUACCGCAGUGGGCUCCAUGGACGAGGUGGUCCGAGGCACACGUCUGGUAACUGCCGGUGACCGGCAAGCUUCUUCAGCAAUGGGGCUGAGCCGCAACACCCUCCUCCCACCGAUUGUUAUGAGCGACGCGGAGGCCACCCACUCGGGACACCAUCCCCGACCAGGCCAGGGCCAGCGGCAGAAAGGACAUGCAAACCGGGCCCAUAGUGCCAUCACAGACAUGGCAGGUGGCUCGCUUCCCAGGGACCGACUUCACCUGCAUGAUGUCUUCUCUCGCCCUAACACCACACACACCUUCAGAUCGGACACGCCCUACCGGCGCUCCUUCACGGUGUUGGACAACACGGGGCAAGGACGUCCCAGCAGAGCUUCCAUGGGCACUGCAGACUCCCUGGGUAUUGGAGUGACAGGCAUCAGUCUGGGAAUCAGCAGCUCCUCCUUUCUGGACUCCUUUGCACAUCACACUUUUGGCCAUUCCACUAUCGAAGAUGAGGAAGAACCAGCCCAGCAGACACCUCCUGCAGCACUGCUGGUUCCCGUAUCUGUCCCAACACGGUCGCACGGCCGCGGGGGCCUCUCAUCGCGGAGCAGCAGGGCAGGACUAUAGCAGCCCCUCCAAACCACAUGCCUCAGCAGUGCAGAAGAGCUCAAAGCCAAGCCACCAGCACAGUGCCCACACACUCUCCACAGCUGCUCUUUUUUAAAUGGUCCGCUUGGCCACAUUUUUGCUUUCCCUUAGAGUCCUAUUUUUGUAAGCAAGCUUACCUCCCGGCUGCCAAAGACAAAUACCUGUCUGCUGUUCCAUCCUCCUUUACCUCCAAAAAACAGCUCUGUCGCACAAGAACAGUCCACCUAUGCAGGUAUUUCGCGAACAGUCAGAGAACAAGGUAACAAGCAGCCCUUUGACACUGAAUUACUUGAAUACAAGGAAAAUAAAGGGAUUUGAAAUCUCUCUUGUUUAAGGAAGCCAUUCUGCUGGAGUCUCGGUUCGCUGAGCUGGGUGGCACCAGAGGUGUAAGGGAACAGCCCACAAUGAUGGCAUCAGACCCAUGGAUGCUUUGCAGACCCUCCUAACAGAAGGGCACCAGAGCACUCCCAGGGCACUCCCACCUCAGUUGACAUGUAUAUAGUACUAUAGUACUGUAGUCCUUCCAAGGUUUGAAAUGCACCAUUGUACAGUUAUGAAUUCCUGUUGAAGUUCAUCCUUGUGUUUUGUA
Scleropages formosus (Asian bonytongue) is the source of this 2773-nucleotide messenger RNA. RefSeq names its product family with sequence similarity 149 member B1 (gene fam149b1). Bases 157 to 2163 code for a protein of 668 amino acids. The transcript has 16 exons. Gene Ontology annotation, biological process: protein localization to cilium; cilium assembly. Lineage: Eukaryota; Metazoa; Chordata; Actinopteri; Osteoglossiformes; Osteoglossidae. The record is from RefSeq and is a predicted model, not a curated record.